AUGUUGGCCUGGUACAAAGCCCGCCUCGCCGCCCGGCCCUUGCUCACCCAGAGCGUCACCACGGCCGUCCUCUUUGCCGUCGGCGACAUCACCGCCCAGCAGCUCGUCGAGCGCCGCGGACCCACGGGCCACGACUCAAUGCGUACCGGCCGCAUGGCCCUGUACGGCGGUGCCGUCUUUGGCCCUGCCGCAGCCACCUGGUACGGCAUCCUGCAGCGGCAUGUGGUGCUGAGCACGCCGCGCAAGACGAUGCUGGCGCGGGUGGCGGCGGACCAGGGCGUCUUUGCGCCCGUGUUUAUCGGUGUCUUUUUGAGCAGCAUGGCCGUCCUCGAGGGCGGCUCGCCGCAGGAGAAGCUCGAAAAGAACUACAAGAACGCGCUGACGGCCAACUACAUGCUGUGGCCGGCGGCGCAGAUGGUCAACUUCUCGCUGGUGCCGUUGGAGCACCGUGUGCUCUUUGUGAACCUGGUGUCGAUUGGCUGGAACUCGUACCUGAGCUAUCUCAACAGCUCAAAGUAG
Sporothrix brasiliensis 5110 is the source of this 519-nucleotide messenger RNA. RefSeq names its product protein Mpv17. The coding region runs from base 1 to 519 and encodes 172 amino acids. The record is from RefSeq and is a predicted model, not a curated record. Lineage: Eukaryota; Fungi; Ascomycota; Sordariomycetes; Ophiostomatales; Ophiostomataceae. The transcript has 2 exons. Gene Ontology annotation, cellular component: mitochondrion; cytoplasm; membrane.